ACUUCAAGCAAAACUACUAAGCCUCGAGGCAAGCAAUUUCACGCGAAACGCUCUACUGUACGGCUAUCUAUCCUAUCGCAUAAAGUCGUGUGGCUACUCGAAUAUAAUAAAAACCGUUCCGGAUUAACAUCGAUUGCGACUGGCUACCAUGGCUGGGCGGCGUGAUUUCCUAAGCCAGCCGGCGCCAGAGAACUAUGUCGCCGGUUUAGGACGUGGUGCUACGGGCUUCACCACGCGCUCAGAUUUGGGUCCCGCAAGAGAAGGUCCCUCCGAAGACCAGAUUAAAGAAGCUCUUGCGAAACGAGCAGCGCAACUAGGAUUCGGCGAUGCCGCGCCAAGCAAGAAAGAAGAGGACGACGACAACGAUGAACGAUACCAAGACCCAGACAAUGAAGUCGGUCUAUUUGCUGGCGGAGUCUACGAUAAGGACGAUGAUGAGGCCGAUCGGAUAUAUCGAGAGAUAGAUGAGAAGAUGGACAAGCGGCGGAGAGCCAGAAGGGAAGCCCGCGAAAAAGCAGAACAAGAAGAAUACGAACGCAAAAACCCCAAGAUUCAACAACAAUUCGCCGACCUGAAAAGAGGAUUGGAAAGCGUUUCCGAAGAAGAAUGGGCGGCGCUACCCGAAGUUGGAGACCUUACGGGAAAGAAUAGACGAAGCAAACAAGCUAGACAACAACGCUUCUACGCUGUUCCGGAUAGCGUGUUAGCUGCCGCUGGAAGCGCCGGCGAGCUUGGGAGUACCGUGGUUGACGACGGCGGAGCAUCGACGACGGGUGGUUCGAGUAGUCAAGAUGGAACGAUGACGAAUUUUGCCAAAAUUGGACAAGCCAGAGACAAGGUCCUUCAAGUCAGGCUGGAUCAGGCCUCCCAAAAUGGAACCGCUACAUCAGGAAGUGCUACGAGCGUCGACCCCAAAGGCUAUUUAACCAGCCUUGCGAAAUCUUCACUACCGGACAGCGCGGCUCAAGUUGGUGAUAUCAACAGGGUUAGAGAAUUGCUCGAAUCCGUCACCAAAACCAACCCGGUUAACGGGCCUGGCUGGGUCGCUGCGGCUCGUGUCGAGGAACUUGCCGGUAAAAUAGUAGCGGCUCGAAAUCUAAUAGCGCGAGGCUGCGAACAUUGUCCUAAAAAUGAGGAUGUUUGGCUUGAAAAUAUCCGACUUAACGAGGGACGGAACGCCAAGAUCAUUGCUGCUCAAGCAAUUCAGAAAAACAACCGCUCUGUGCGGCUAUGGAUCGAGGCAAUGAAGCUGGAAGAUGACGCUAGAUCUAAGAAGCGAGUUAUACGACACGCUUUAGAUCAUAUACCCGAAUCGGAGGCACUAUGGAAGGAAGCAGUCAACCUAGAGGAAGAACCAGAUGAUGCUAGGUUACUCUUGGCUAAGGCUACGGAGCUUAUUCCCUUGUCGGUAGACCUAUGGCUGGCCUUGGCCAGGUUAGAGACACCAGAGAAUGCACAGAAGGUGUUGAACAAGGCACGUAAGCAUUGUCCAACCUCUCACGAGAUUUGGAUAGCAGCCGCGCGAUUACAAGAACAACUCGGCCAAGGAGAAAAGGUCAACGUUAUGAAGCGUGCUGCGCAGGUUCUCGUUAAAGAAUCUGCGAUGCCAAAACGAGAGCAAUGGAUUGCCGAGGCAGAGAAAUGUGAACAAGAAGGCGCCAUAAUCACCUGCGGUGCCAUCAUUCGAGAAACUCUCGGCUACGGUCUUGACGAAGACGACGAUCGCAAAGAUACUUGGUUGGACGAUGCUCGCGACAGUACCAACCGCGGGAUGUACGAAACAGCUCGGGCAAUAUAUGCAUAUGCGCUACGAGUGUUCCCUACGAGUAAAACGAUAUGGUUGGCUGCUGCGGAUCUUGAGCGGAAUCACGGUACGAAGGAGGACUUAUGGCAAGUUCUAGAAAAAGCUGUCAACGCUGUGCCUCGGAGCGAAGUCCUGUGGAUGAUGCUCGCAAAGGAGAAAUGGCAAGCCGGAGAGAUCGACAACGCACGGCGCGUCCUGGCGAGAGCGUUCAAGCAAAACCCGAACAACGAAGAUAUCUGGCUCGCAGCUGUUAAGCUUGAAGCUGAAAAUGGCCAGAUCGAACAGGCUCGGGGACUACUAAAGACGGCUCGUCAAGAGGCCCCAACCGAUCGCGUCUGGAUGAAGAGUGCUGCAUUUGAACGACAGCUAGACGAUCUCGAUGCAGCGCUGGACCUUGUCCAACAAGCUCUCAACCUCUUCCCCGCAUCCGCCAAGCUCUGGAUGAUGAAAGGCCAGAUCUAUGAAGACCUAGGCAAACCACUACAAGCCCGCGAAGCCUACAGCACGGGAGUCAAGGCGGUGCCCAAAUCCGUACCUCUCUGGCUCCUCUACUCUCGUCUAGAAGAGAAACUCGGACAGCUUCCUAAAGCUCGGUCCGUCCUCGACCGCGCGCGCCUUGCCGUGCCUAAGUCAGCCGAACUAUGGUGCGAGUCCGUGCGAGUGGAGAGGCGGGCGCAGAACACGAAGCAGGCCGAGUCGCUCAUGGAGCGGGCGCUCCGCGACGUACCGAAGCCGGAUCAGGGCAUCCUAUGGAGCGAGAAAAUAUGGCACCUGACGACGCGGCCGCAGCGCAAGCCUCGUGCGCUGGAAGCCAUCAAGGAGGUAGACAACGACCCGACGCUCUUGACGGCCGUGGCGCGCAUCUUCUGGGGCGAGCGCAGGCUCGAGAAGGCGCAGAACUGGUUCGAGAAGGCGCUAGUUAGGGAUCCGGACCUGGGCGAUAGCUGGGCUUGGUACUACAAGUUCUUGCUGGAGCACGGGACGGACGAGAAGAGGGAGGAGGUUAUAAGUAAGUGCGUUGGCGUGGAACCUAGGCACGGCGAGGCCUGGCAGGUUGUUGCGAAGGAUCCUAAGAAUGCGAGGAAGGGGGUGGAGGAGAUUUUGAAGCUUGUGACUGCUGAGCUGCAUUAGUUACCUAUAUAUACCAAAAGAAAGGUCUCGAAAGAGGAGAUACCUAGGUAUUUUAGGUCAGAAAAGUGAUAGAGAAAUUAUAUCAACGAGACGUAUUUGAUGAUAUUCUUGCUGUCCUAUUAGCUUUGUUUUGGGAAAUAGCUGAGUUUUAAGGUAGGUACAGAUCAGAGACCAUAUGAAAAGUG
This is a messenger RNA of Annulohypoxylon truncatum, 3120 nucleotides long. Its product is annotated as pre-mRNA splicing factor. Lineage: Eukaryota; Fungi; Ascomycota; Sordariomycetes; Xylariales; Hypoxylaceae. Bases 149 to 2935 code for a protein of 928 amino acids. Gene Ontology annotation, biological process: mRNA splicing, via spliceosome; spliceosomal tri-snRNP complex assembly. The record is from RefSeq and is a predicted model, not a curated record. Gene Ontology annotation, cellular component: catalytic step 2 spliceosome; U4/U6 x U5 tri-snRNP complex. The transcript is spliced from 2 exons. Gene Ontology annotation, molecular function: protein binding.